Molecule: messenger RNA, 2280 nt
Organism: Heterotrigona itama
Lineage: Eukaryota; Metazoa; Arthropoda; Insecta; Hymenoptera; Apidae
Source: the annotation of a GenBank genome assembly
AUGCAUGAGAUGAAAGUUGCUCAAGGUUUCAGAAGUCUCCUUCACUUUUUCAAAUAAAAUGAUAUAUUUUUUUAUCAAUUGACUAAUCAACUCAACAUUCUCUAUAAAAAAAAUAUUAACUUGUUGAAAAAUUAUUAGUUUUAAAGAUAUUUUAAUUCUGUAAAAUCUAUCAUAAAAUCUAUCAGUUCUGUAAAAUCUAUCAAACAACGAAGAUAUAAAAAGCAAAGAAAAGCAAAAGUAUUCUUGUAUUCAUAUUUUUAAUAUUUUUAUAUAGUUAAUACUUUUAAUCCUUUUUAUUAUAUUAUAGAGGAUUAUAUCUAUAUAUAGAAUAUAAGAUAAUAUCUAUAUAUAGAAAAUGUUAAAUUGUAUCAAUUAAUGGAUAAAAAAAUAUAUUAUUUUAUUUAAGAAAAUGAAAGUAAUCUUGAAACUGUUCCAUCUAUAAAAACUUCUCUAUGAACAACUUUCAUUAAUAAAGUCUUUUAUAUUUCCAAAAACAACGAAGAUAUUUAAGUAUUCUUGUUUAAAUCUUAUACCUGAUAUAAGUUUGAUAUAACUUAUAUAAGUCAUUGAUAGCAAUAUUAAUAAUCUAAGAUAAUAUUUUUGAAAUCACCAAAAUUAAUGUAAGUAUUGUAAUAUAUUAAUAUAAGUUGUUAAUAUGAUAAAAAUAAAUAUAGGAAUUAUGUACUUCAUACCAAUAUGAAAGAAUAUAAAGAAAUGAUGUGUAUGUACAUAGACCAAGUUUUUAAAUCUGACCUUUUCAAAAGUACAUUUCUGAAAGUAUUUUAUUUUAAUUUUAAUAUAUAUAUAAUUUAAAUUAUUAUCAGUAUUAUUAUAAUCAACAUUACCCUUAAUAUAAAUACGAAAUACCAACUAGACUUAAUAAAAGCUACUUUAUAUUAAAUUAAUAGUAAAGAAUCUUACCAUUCACUGUCCAUGAAAUCAUAAUUCCAAAGAUAGGCACGCGUUUAUCCAUUCAUUACUUUCAUCUGUAAAUCAAAUGAAAAAAUAAAUUAGUCUUAGUUUUUUAUAAAAUCACAAUUUAUAUUUUUAUCUUUAUUGACAUAAUACUGAUAAUAAUUUAAAUUUUAUAUAUUUUUAUAUUUAAUACAUAUUUAUAUUUUUAUAAAUUUAUAUUUUUAUCUUUAUUAACAUAUUAUUUAACAGUAUAAUAAAAUUCAAACAAUGAGAUUUAGUGACUGUAAUCAAAUAAACUUGAUUCAAAUCAAAAUUUAUUAUUUCACAAGUAAAUUCGAUAUUUUAUUAAUAUACUAAUUUAUUGAUAUUUAUUAAUAUACUAAUUUUUUUAUUGUAUUCGUGUAUAUUUAUAUAAAACUAAAUAUAUCAGUUCGUCAUUUUAAUAUCUACCACAUUGAAUAUUUUUCAUAUGCUCUUUUAAAACUGUAAAUAUGAUGCAGUUUUACAUAUGUAUAAUAACAAUUGUGCAAUAAUAAAAUCAAUAAUUCAUUACGUGCUCUUACGUAUUUUCAGUACAGUAUGAUAUAAUCUCUUUUAUUGUAGAAAGAUAUAAAAGUUACAAUGAAUAAGGUUAUGUUUACAAAUGUCAUAGCUUUUAACAAACAAGUUAUGUUAAAAACUUUGUUAAAAAGUUUGCUAAAGACAAGUCAUGAAAAUACAAAAGUUUCAAUUAAAUUUCUACAUACACAGAAGUUGGAAGAACUGGAAGAAGGUAAACAUCCAUAUCAAGAAAAAGAACCAUUAAAAUCAUUUCCAAAUAAUACUAAUCCAGAAACAGGCGAAGUAGGAGGUCCACGUGGACCAGAACCAACACGAUAUGGUGAUUGGGAAAGGAAAGGUCAAAUACCACCAAGAGAACGAUUCGUGGACUUAGUACUAGUGGAAACUGAUCCAAAUAAUGGAGAACUAAUAACAAAUAGUGAAAAAGAUCCAACAAAGUGGGGAGAUUGGCAAAAUGGUGGGCGAGUGAGCGACUUUUAAUUCAAAUUUUUGUGUAAUUAUUUAUUUUAAUAUAUAAGUAAAAUAUGAAGAAGUAAAAAUCUCGAUUAAUUUAAAUCUAUGAAAUUUAUUGUACUAGUUGUAAAUUUUAUUUGUUAAAUAAUAUUGCAAAUUUCUAAUAUAUUACAUACUAAGAGUAGUUAGUGCUAUGCAAAAUUAAAUAUUUUAUUCCACAAAAAAUAACUUUAAUUGCAAAAAUUAAAAUAAAAUUGAAAAUAUUAAAUAUUAUUUAAAAUGUAAUUAUUAAAAUUGCAGUUUAAAUGUAUUUUUUGUUUUACUUUAUAUAUACUUUAAAUAAUAUAUUUU